GCGCUCCCCGCCGCGACUCUGGUGCCCAGGGUGUCCGCCGCGGCCGCCGCAGCGCAGCCUCCCGCCAGUGAAGACUAAGCUGGGAGGAUGCAUGGUGGACCAGAGGUGCCAGCCGACAGGCGACCUUGAGAGUAAGACUUGUGAGCCAGGCCAGCCCUGCCUGGGGAUCUUCAGGAAUGUGUGUGCCUUGAUGGAAGGGAGGGAGUGUUGUGUGGUCCAGGCCUCAAUGAGGAGCCCGAACAUGGAGCCAUUCAAGCAGCUGAAGGUGGAGGACUUUUAUGACAUAGGAGAAGAGCUGGGGAGUGGCCAGUUUGCCAUCGUGAAGAAGUGCAGGGAGAAGAGCACAGGGCUGGAGUAUGCAGCCAAGUUCAUCAAGAAGCGGCAGAGUCGGGCCAGCCGGCGCGGCGUGAGCCGGGAGGAGAUCGAGCGGGAGGUGAGCAUCCUGCGGCAGGUGCUGCACCCCAACAUCAUCACGCUGCAUGACGUCUACGAGGACCGCACCGACGUGGUGCUCAUCCUUGAGCUUGUGUCUGGAGGAGAGCUCUUCGAUUUCCUGGCCCAGAAGGAGUCACUGAGUGAGGAGGAGGCCACUAGCUUCAUUAAGCAGAUCCUGGAUGGGGUGAACUACCUUCACACAAAGAAAAUCGCUCACUUUGAUCUCAAGCCAGAAAACAUUAUGUUGUUAGACAAGAAUAUUCCCAUUCCACACAUCAAGCUGAUUGACUUUGGCCUGGCUCAUGAAAUAGAAGAUGGAGUUGAAUUUAAGAACAUUUUUGGGACGCCAGAAUUUGUUGCUCCAGAAAUCGUGAACUAUGAGCCCUUGGGUCUGGAGGCCGACAUGUGGAGCAUAGGCGUCAUCACCUACAUCCUCCUGAGUGGAGCAUCCCCUUUCCUCGGAGACACAAAGCAGGAAACACUGGCGAACAUCACAGCAGUCAGUUACGACUUUGAUGAGGAAUUCUUCAGCCAGACUAGCGAGCUGGCCAAGGACUUCAUUAGGAAGCUUCUGGUUAAAGAGACCCGGAAACGGCUCACAAUCCAAGAGGCCCUCAGGCACCCCUGGAUCACGCCAGUGGACAACCAGCAAGCCAUGGUGCGCAGGGAGUCCGUGGUCAAUCUGGAGAACUUCAAGAAGCAAUAUGUCCGCAGGCGGUGGAAGCUGUCCUUCAGCAUCGUCUCCUUGUGCAACCACCUCACCCGCUCGCUGAUGAAGAAGGUGCACCUGAGGCCAGAUGAGGACUUGAGGAAUUGCGAGAGUGACACUGAGGAGGACAUUGCCAAGAGGAAAGCUCUCCACCCCCGGAGGAGGAGCAGCACCUCCUAACUGGCCUGGCUUGCCGCAGCUGCCAGGGAGGUCCAUGCCCAGCAGGGCUCCUUCUGUGCACACUCUGGGACCCAGCUCAUCACCAGCACCCAAUGUGAUCUGCAUCCCUGAACACUUUGCAUGAGAGAUGGGCCUGCAGAAUUCUGGGGGACUUGCAAGGGGGCCAGGAGGCCCUGGGGACUGUGGCUGUCUGCUGUGCAGGAGGCGCCAGCAUCCCCAAAGUUCUUAAUUCUCUGCAGAACAGGCUUUCAUCCAGCUGCUGACCUCAGAACCUAGGAUGGGGAUGGUACUUAGGGAAACAAUGUAAAGGAGCAUCAUCAUCAUGGGCUGAAGGGCCGGCUCAGCAGCUUUCCUCACAGUGAGGGAGUUCAGAACCAGCUUGGUCACAAAUUACAUCAGGAAGACAGAUGCCUUCCCCAUGGGAACAGGGCAUGUGAGUAAAGUGAAUCUUGGGUGUGAGGGACCAGUCAUGUGACCUCCCAGAACCCACAGGAGUCAGGACAUCAAGCUGACCAACAAGUCCCACCAUUGCCAGCCCACUGUGUUGUAAUUUUUUUUAUUUUUAUUAAACUUUCAGUUUUCUUGAUGCUUGGCUUUUUUUAGGGCUAUCGCCUUCUAAUUUCCUUUAGCCCGGCGCCUCUGACUCUGUGGGAACUUCCAGAUUGAGGUGCCGAGAAGGGCCUAUUGAACCGUCCCCUCCAGCCUGCAGGAGACCUGCCUGCCUUCUACGCGCUUCCCCGGGAGGAAGGUGUCUAGCACAAGAAAAUCUGCCCAGGGACUCGAGUAGAAUGCCCGUGUUCCCUUUCCCACCACCGCCAUCAAUCCAGUGUUAGGGGCUGAGCUGUGUCUCCCCCAAGUUCAUAUGUUGAAGGCCUAAUCCUUAGUAAUAUCAUGUGUUAGGACAUAAGUAAGGUCUUUAGAGAGGUAAUUAAAAUGAACUCACUGGGGUGGGCCCUAACCCAAUAUGACCGGUGCCUUAUAUGAAGGAGAGAUUAUGACACAGAGGAAAGACUAUGGGAAGACACAGGGGAAUGUGGCCAUCUACAAGCUAAGGAGAGAGGCCUGAGGAAAAACCAAUCCUGCUGACACCUCGACUUCUGGCCUCCAGAAUUGUAAGAAAAUAAAUUUCGG
Nycticebus coucang (slow loris) is the source of this 2455-nucleotide messenger RNA. RefSeq names its product death associated protein kinase 2 (gene DAPK2). The transcript has 13 exons. NCBI's taxonomy places the organism in Eukaryota, Metazoa, Chordata, Mammalia, Primates, Lorisidae. The coding region runs from base 92 to 1324 and encodes 410 amino acids. The record is from RefSeq and is a predicted model, not a curated record. Gene Ontology annotation, molecular function: ATP binding; protein serine/threonine kinase activity. Gene Ontology annotation, biological process: positive regulation of apoptotic process; protein phosphorylation; intracellular signal transduction. Gene Ontology annotation, cellular component: cytoplasm; nucleus.